UUCAUGGGCAGUAGUCGGGAUAUAGUAGUUUUCGGACACGAGCGCCCGCCUCUUAUGAAAAUUAGGAGCCGUAUUUGUUAGUAAAAUAAGAAACAACUUUACUCAUAGACUGGUCUUUAUUCCUUAAUCCGGAAGUGGGAAUGCUGGCGUUAUCAUGUAAUUCUUCACAGGUUUCACGAAUUAGGUUAGCACACAGUUCCUGUCAGGUUACAGGCUGGAAGAAGAAGACUCAGAAGACGACUAAACUGUGGAAACAUGGGUUUUUAAAAUGCUUUAACGCAAGUGAAGCAGCGUGCAGUCGCUAAUGUGUUGUUAUUGCCAAUGGAAAGUUCUUCAGUGUUUGGUGUUCGUCUGUCCCUGAAGCAACGAUACUUUCUUCUGCUUUGCAUCGCUGCCGCAGGAAUAAUUGCAUAUCGGUUUUCAAGGAACCACCCUGAAGCAAAAAGAAUGAACCGUGUAGAGGGCCUGAGAGCCAACUCUUCUCAGUUCACCCUGGAGAGAAAACCCUUCCACAUCUUGGGAGGCUCCAUUCAUUAUUUCCGUGUCCCAAGAGCUUACUGGGAGGACCGACUGCUGAAGAUGAAGGCCUGUGGCCUUAAUACUCUCACUACAUACGUGCCAUGGAACCUGCAUGAGCUGGAGCGAGGGGUGUUCAAGUUUGAAGAUCAGCUCGAUUUAGAAGCCUACCUCCGGCUUGCAGCCAGCUUGGGCCUGUGGGUAAUUCUGCGACCGGGGCCAUACAUCUGUGCUGAGUGGGACUUAGGAGGACUCCCCAGUUGGCUACUGCGAGAUCCGCAGAUGAAACUGAGAACAACCUACUCUGGAUUCACUGAUGCAGUCAACUCCUUCUUUGAUCAGCUCAUAAAGAAAGUCGUCCCACAUCAGUACUCCAAGGGUGGCCCGAUUAUAGCAGUUCAAGUGGAGAAUGAAUAUGGUUCCUAUGCAAUGGAUGAAAAUUACAUGCCCUUCAUCAAGGAGGCACUAUUGUCAAGGGGCAUCACAGAGCUGCUUCUCACCUCAGACAACAAGGAUGGGCUAAAGCUCGGAGGAGUCAAAGGAGCACUGGAAACCAUAAAUUUUCAGAAACUGAACCCAGAAGAAAUCAAGUAUCUAGAUGAAAUACAACCUCAGAAACCUAAAAUGGUGAUGGAGUACUGGUCUGGCUGGUUUGAUCUCUGGGGGGAUCUCCAUCAUGUUUUCGCAGCUGAGGAUAUGAUACCUGUGGUGACAGAAAUCCUUAAGCUGGGCAUGUCCAUCAACCUUUACAUGUUCCACGGGGGUACAAAUUUUGGCUUCAUGAGUGGGGCCUUUGCUGUUAGACUGCCUGCAUCUACACCCAUGGUAACAAGCUACGAUUACGAUGCUCCAUUAUCCGAGGCUGGGGAUUACACCACCAAGUACCAUCUUCUGAGGAAUUUAUUCAGCCACUACCACACUCAGCCUCUCCCUGAACCGCCCUCUGUUCAUGAGCAGAGAGCAUACCAACCUGCUGUCAUCCAGCAGCACAUGUCUCUGUGGGACAGUCUGCGUUUAACUGACAAGCCUUUCAAGUCAGAGAGGCCAGUGAACAUGGAGAAUCUCCCUGUCAACAAUAACAACGGUCAGUCAUAUGGGUACACUCUCUAUGAGACCACCAUCACCAGUGGCGGAGCUCUUAAUUCACAGAACAGUGUCCGAGACAGAGCUCUGGUUUUUGUGGAUAAACAUUUUGUAGGUGUUUUCGACUAUACGGUGCAAGAACUUGCCGUACCUGAUGGGAAGGGAAGAAGAACUCUGAGCAUACUGGUGGAGAACUGUGGAAGAGUGAAUUAUGGGAAAACCCUGGAUGAACAGCGCAAAGGGCUUGUUGGAGAUAUUCUGCUAAACAAGCAACUCCUCCGAGACUUCAUUAUUCACAGUGUGGAUAUGAAGCCUGCCUUUGUAAACAGACUUGAGAGUUCAGCCCACUGGUUAUCUAUGCGCCAGCAGCCCUCUUUUCCAGGGUUUUUCCGGGCCAAAUUCUAUGUGAAUGGCUCACCUCGAGACACCUUUAUCAAACUGCCUGGCUGGGGCAAAGGAGUUGUGUUCAUCAAUGGCAAGAAUUUGGGUCGUUACUGGUCCAUUGGUCCUCAGCAAACUCUCUAUGUCCCGGGUCCCUGGCUUCACAAGGGGGACAACCAGGUCAUGGUGUUUGAAGAGCAGGAAAUGGAUGGUAAGAUCCAGUUUGCCAGCAGCCCAGACUAUGGCAUGACUGUUGAUGUCUAGUGAGGACCAGAGGGAGGAGUUGAUGAAGAGAGGAGGGGGAUGAUGGGAGGAUAGCGUGGGAGGACACGACUGCUGUGAGCCGCCUCUACUUGGGCACAAAUGGCUUGCUGCAAAUUCAAAGGCACUCAAACCCAACAUGUUGGUGAACAUGACCAACUUCCUCACACCACUCUUUCUUUACUGACUGUGUUUAUUUCUUUAAUUUUUUUUAAUUAAUUUUCCUUACCUUCUUUUAACCGGUCCUUAAAUAUAAUUGGAGAUCAAGAGAUGGAAAGAGAAUUAACUUGAUUAUAAUUAAUGUUCUUCCUCUGAAAGACUUAAUUUAUUGGUUGCAUCCAGGCUAUAUAAAAACAAUA
Molecule: messenger RNA, 2600 nt
Organism: Archocentrus centrarchus (flier cichlid)
Lineage: Eukaryota; Metazoa; Chordata; Actinopteri; Cichliformes; Cichlidae
Product: beta-galactosidase-1-like protein 2
Exons: 19
Coding region: 322-2244 (640 amino acids)
Biological process (GO): carbohydrate metabolic process
Molecular function (GO): beta-galactosidase activity
Source: RefSeq, a predicted model, not a curated record